CCCAUGCAAACGGACAAUCGACAACGAAUACAUGCAUAUGCGGCAAGAGCUGCAAAAACCCGCGGGGUUUGAAGAUCCACCAGACCAAGAUGGGAUGCUUGGUGAAAGAGCAGCCAGAGCAGCGCGCAAGGAACAGUCUCCGUGAGUUGCAGGAGGAGCUAGUGGGGCAUGAGCCCCACAGCCCCCCACACACUCCAGAGGACCUUGGUGAGACGCAGGAGGACCGGGGCCAGGAGUCACCCCACAGUGCCCAGGACCUCCACGCUCGGGAAGCCCUAGAUCCAGACACCCCACAACACCAAAAGCGGGUUAAGUGGCCUCCAGCCAGUAAAGCGAGUGAGUGGCAGAAGCUUGAUGACGAUUUGGAGGGUAUCCUGAAAGCCACAAUGAAAGGAGGGGCAGACAGGAAACUCCAAAUAAUGGCCACCAUGGUCAUUAGCAUUGCCACUGAAAGGUUUGGAAUGAUUGAGAAGCGUGCUGCGGCAAAGCCUUACUCCAAGAACCGCAGGGCAGAAAAGAUCUCACAGCUGCGACGGGAACUCAGGGACCUGAAGAACCAGUUCAAGGGCGCAAGUGAGGACCUGAAGCCGGGGCUGGCAGAGAUUCGCUGUGUUCUGAGAAAGAAGUUGCUAACCCUCAGAAGAGCAGAGUGGCAUCGGAGACGGGCAAAGGAAAGAGCGAAAAGGCGCGCUGCAUUCCUAGCUAACCCCUUUGGGUUUACCAAACAGCUGCUAGGCCAGAAGCGCAGUGGACAUCUAACCUGCGCAAAAGAGGAGGUAGACUCGUACCUCCACGAAACAUACAGUGAUGCAGUGAGGGAGGAGGAUUUGGGUGAAUUCAGAGACCUGAUCAAGCCACCUGAGCCAACCUGUGAGUUUAACAUCAAGGCCCCCACCUGGAAAGAAACUCAGUCAGUGGUCAAAGCUGCAAGGAACAACUCGGCUCCUGGACCCAAUGGUAUACCCUACCUGGUGUACAAGAGGUGCCCCAAGCUCCUGAACUGUCUCUGGAAAAUCCUAAGGGCAAUCUGGAGGCGAGGGAUUGUUGCCCACCAAUGGAGAUCCGCAGAAGGGGUGUGGGUUCCGAAGGAAGAGAGGUCCACCACCAUCGAGCAGUUUAGGACCAUCUCGCUGCUCAAUGUCGAGGGGAAGAUAUUUUUCAGUAUCCUUUCCCACCGGCUGUCAGACUUCCUACUUCGAAACCAGUACAUUGACACUUCAGUGCAAAAGGGUGGGAUCCCAGGGGUACCAGGGUGCCUGGAACACAGUGGAGUGGUGACACAGCUGAUAAGAGAGGCCCGAGAGGGGAAAGGGAACCUAUCUGUGCUUUGGCUGGAUCUAGCUAAUGCAUACGGCUCCAUACCCCACAAGCUGGUGGAGGUGGCAUUGGAGAGGCACCAUGUCCCAUGUAACAUCAAGGCCUUAAUCAUGGACUACUAUAACAGCUUCCACCUCAGAUUCACUUCUGGUGCAGUUACAUCAGAGCGCCACCGGCUUGAGAAAGGGAUCAUCACUGGAUGUACCAUUUCAGUGAUUCUCUUUGCCUUGGCCAUGAACAUGCUGGUCAAGUCAGCCGAGCCGGAGUGCAGAGGGCCCACAACCAAGUCCGGCAUCCGUCAGCCCCCCAUCAGGGCGUUUAUGGACGACCUGACUGUGACAACAACAUCAGUACCAGGGUGCAGAUGGAUCCUCCAGGGCCUGGAGAAGCUUACCACCUGGGCCCGCAUGCGCUUCAAACCAGAGAAAUCCAGGUCUCUAGUCCUUAAGGGAGGGAAGGUGACUGACCGGUUCAGCUUCUUCCUUGGAGACACCCAGAUUCCAUCCGUCACAGAGAAGCCUGUGAAAAGCCUGGGGAAGAUCUUCGACUGCUCCCUGAGGGAUACAGCUUCCAUCAGGGCCACCAAUGAACAACUCGAUGGCUGGCUAAAGGCAGUGGACAAAUCUGGUCUCCCGGGGAAGUUCAAGGCAUGGGUGUACCAGCAUGGCAUCCUGCCCAGGAUAUUAUGGCCAUUGCUGGUGUAUGAAUUUCCCAUGUCCACCGUGGAAGGGUUUGAGCGGAGGGUCAGCAGCCACCUCCGACGCUGGCUGGGGCUCCCUCGGAGUCUCAGCAGCCUUGCCCUCUACGGCAACAACAACAAGCUGAACCUACCAGUCAAGGGCCUCACGGAGGAGUUCAUGGUUGCCAGAGCAAGGGAGGUCCUCCAGUACAGGGAAUCGAAGGACCCAAAGGUGGCUCAAGCUGGCAUUGAGGUCAGGACAGGCAGAAGGUGGAGGGCGCAAGAGGCGGUGGACCAGGCUGAAGCUCGGCUGUCCCACAAAGAGCUCGUGGGAUCUGUGGCCACUGGCCGGGCAGGACUGGGAACCGUACCAACUACCCACCUCAGCAGGCUCCGGGGCAAGGAUAGGCGGGACCGGGUCCAACUUGAGGUGCGGGCUGGAGUCGAGGAGCAGCGUGCUAGCCAGUGGGUGGGGCUAAGGCAACAGGGCGCGUGGACCAGAUGGGAGGAAGCCAUGAACAGAACCAUCUCAUGGCCGGAGUUGUGGAAGGCGGAACCGCUCCGCAUAAAAUUCCUCAUCCAGUCUGUUUACGACGUCCUGCCCAGCCCUUCAAACCUCUUCCUUUGGGGCAAGGUUGAAGCUCCAUCAUGUACCUUGUGCCAGGGAAGGGGAACGCUUGAACACAUCCUCAGCAGCUGUCCUAGGGCACUUGGAGAUGGUCGCUACCGCUGGCGCCACGACCAAGUACUGAAAGCAGUUGCUGAGUCCAUCCACUGUGCCGUCGACUACAGCAAGCGCUUACCACCACCGAGGCACGGGAAGGCAUUUGUGAAGGCUGGGGAAAAACCCCCUCCCCAACCAAAGGCCCAAACAGGACUGCUGGGAACAGCUAAGGACUGGCAGCUGAGGGUGGACUUAGGAAAGCAGCUGAAGUUCCCCGUGAGCAUCUUGAAAACCAGCCUGAGACCAGACAUUGUGCUGCAAUCAGAGUCUUCCAAGCAGGUUAUCAUGUUGGAGCUGACGGUGCCUUGGGAGGAGAGGAUGGAGGAAGCCAGUGGGAGGAAGAGGGAGAAAUAUGCAGAGCUGGUGGAGGACUGCCGCAACAGGGGGUGGCGAGCAAGAUGCUUGCCCAUUGAAGUCGGGGGAAGGGGCUUUGCAGGGAAGUCACUCUGUAGAGCCUACAGUCUCCUAGGCAUCACAGGGGCAAGGAAGAGGAGAGCCAUCUGCUCAGCUACAGAGGCCGCUGAGAAAGCUUCUCGGUGGCUGUGGAUCCAGAGGGACAAGGCGUGGACGAGCGCUUCUUGGACACAGGCCGGGAGCUGAUCACUCCCGGUCGGGUCGCCUGGGUGAGGGGGUCUGAAGUUGAAAGACCCGAAAC
Messenger RNA from Scomber japonicus (chub mackerel), 3375 nucleotides. RefSeq lists its product as uncharacterized. The record is from RefSeq and is a predicted model, not a curated record. The transcript has a single exon. Bases 90 to 3320 code for a protein of 1076 amino acids. NCBI's taxonomy places the organism in Eukaryota, Metazoa, Chordata, Actinopteri, Scombriformes, Scombridae.